UGCGAGAGUAGACUUUUGGUGUCACUGUUUAAACUUUAACCUCGUCAAAAAAAUCGUGCAACAAUAGGAGCAAAUCAUUGUUGGAAGUAUUAUUACAUUUGAUAUUGAGUAAGAUUUGCUUUAACAACGAGUCAUGGUGAUCGACAUAAUUUCUGGCCAAAUCUAAAUGAUUCAAUGAAACCAAAUCAACUUCAAAUAAUUCCAAAUUCAAUAUAGAAUUUACUUUGAUUAUCCCUUAAUUUGAAGAAUAGUUUGAGAAUAAUAAAAAAUAGGAUUCGAAUUAUGUGCUAGAAUAAGAAUUAAAGUCAAGGGGUGUGCAUAACUCAAAAAUUCACUUUAAAGUUCGUUUGAUCAUGAAAAUCAUAAUUUUUUAAAGUUGAAAUUGAAGUUAUGUUUAAUCAUAAAUAAAUUGAAGUUGUUGUUCUUUUAAUUUUGUGAGAGAAGAAAAAGUAAAAAAAAAAAAAAAUUGUAAUUAUAUUUUAAAUUUUUAACUGUUUUGACAUCCGAAAAAAUAUUCCUCAUCGCCAAACGGUCACUGGAAAGGAUAGUGCACGUUUUCAUUCUUCUAAAAACAACGAUGCCCUCUCCUUUAUAAGGGUCGGCCUCGGAGACAAGCAAAAACUUGUUCCAAAAUCUAUCCGCAUCUACUCCAAGCUUCUCCUUAUCUGUCGGGCAAGGUCAAAUUAGGAAUCUCUCUUGUGCAUGUAAAUCUUAAUUAUGUUGAAAGAUUAGAGAGUGCACACCAACUGUUUGAUCAUUUUCCGCAACAUCUCAUCCAUGCAAAUGAUGCUUCUCACUCCACCAGUUAAAAUCCAACAACUCCAAAGCAAUAAGUGCAACAUUUUCCCUCUCCACUCAGACUUCUUACCUGGUAAAAGCAGAAGAGACAAAACAUUCACUAAAUUCACCAAUAAACGAACCACUACCUCUAUUACUUGCUCUCACAAAUUGGUUCGAGAUCGGAAGUUGGACAAUCAUGUUGUGAAGAACAACAAUAUUAGGUUUGUACAGAAGCUUAAAACUCUGCUACUUUCUAAACCAAAGCAUUUCAUGCCAAUCAGUGUUCUCUCAAAAUGUCGCAGCUAUUUGACCCUUUCUAAACCUUGCUCUAUUCUUUCAAUGAUUCAUCGUUAUCCAACAAUCUUUGAGCUCUUCACUAUACCAACACCGCCGACACCGUUCAACGCUACGAAACCACUUUCUCAGCUGUGUGUUCGACUCACUCCGGCUGCUGCUGCCCUGUUUCGUAAAGAAUUGGAACUGAAAUCUGCCGCUUCAGUUUUCUUGGCUGCUAAGUUACAGAAGCUUCUAAUGCUUACGACACAUCAUAGGGUAUUGCUCUCCAAGCUAGUUCACAUUGCCCCUGAUCUUGGUUUGCCUGUUAAUUUCCGAUCUCGCCUUUGCAAUGAGUACCCUGAUAAGUUUCGUAUUGUGGACACUUCUUACGGUCGUUCUCUUGAUCUUGUUUCUUGUGAUCUAACUCUAGCUAAUGCUUUACCAUCUCGUGAAGUUGACCAUGUUUCACUUGGAUUGAUUGUAGAUAGGCCAUUAAAGUUCAAGCAUUUAAAACUUCGAAGGGGGCUUAAUUUGAAGAGACGGCAUGAGGAGUACCUUAUAAAGUUCAAAGAACUACCGUAUGUGUGUCCUUAUAAGACAAAAGUGAAUGGUUUCUAUAAAGAGUCAACUAAUGCCGAGAAGAGGGCUUGUGCUGUGGUGAGAGAAGUUUUGGGGAUGAUGGUUGAGAAGAGGACUUUGGUUGAUCACUUGACACAUUUUAGAAAGGAGUUUGGCCUGCCAAACAGAUUAAGAGCUAUGCUAAUAAGGCACCCUGAGUUGUUCUAUGUGAGUAGGAAGGGACAGAGAGACACCGUCUUUCUGGUAGAAGGCUAUAGUGAUGGAGGCAAACUUUUGGAGAAGGAUGAAAUGCUAGUCGUGAAAGACCAGCUGAUGAAGCUUAUUUGGAAGGGGAAGCAAAUUAGAAGAGAAAAAAGGAACGCUUUUGCCAAAGGCGAUGUGAAUGAGUAUUUCAAUGAUGAGGAAGUUGAAGACAACGACGACUACUUUGAACACUCUGAUGGUUUAGAUAAAUUGUUUGAACUUGGAGAUGGGAAUGACACCGAUGAUGAUGAUGAUGGAGAUUUUGGAUUUGAGGAUGGCUCCGACUGUGAUGAAAGCACCAAAUUAUGGGCUAUUCAAGACGAAACACAGUUCUGGAAUAGUUCUGUGCAAAUUGAUACCUGUCGAGAUUCACCACCUUGGUAGACUCGACUCUCUCGUGUAGCACUACCCAUUCUGGUGAUUGCUACUUAGGAUGGUUUGGUAUAUUAUUGUAUAAGCAUAAUGUAAAAUAUAGUGCAUACUAAAUGACUGUAUUUGUAAUGCUUGUGUUAGAUAUGCUUGCAUUAGCUAUGU
Molecule: messenger RNA, 2412 nt
Organism: Capsicum annuum
Lineage: Eukaryota; Viridiplantae; Streptophyta; Magnoliopsida; Solanales; Solanaceae
Product: protein WHAT'S THIS FACTOR 1, chloroplastic
Exons: 1
Coding region: 778-2262 (494 amino acids)
Molecular function (GO): RNA binding
Source: RefSeq, a predicted model, not a curated record